Messenger RNA from Amoebophrya sp. A25, 2420 nucleotides. The record is from the annotation of a GenBank genome assembly. NCBI's taxonomy places the organism in Eukaryota, Dinophyceae, Syndiniales, Amoebophryaceae.
AUCCUCGCUUGUAGAGGCGAACAGGUAUGCCUUGACUCUAGAAAUAUCUACACCAUGAUCAAACUCAUGUGGUAUUUAUUCCGUGAGCCAUUAUUUUAACCCUUGUGGUACUUCGUAGCUGCAUAUUGUUGCACCUCACUUCUGGGCUAGAAUGAAGACUUCUGAUGACUUGUCCGGUGCCUUCGUUGGUCAUCGGGAUGAGGUGACGCACCUUAGCAGAUCCUUCCACGUCUCCGGGUCGACUUUCUUCUUGUCCGCUUCGGCAGACGGAACAGUCCGGUUAUGGGCAAAGGGCUCGAAGCGGGCUGUGCUUGCUAUCUGCGACCCGCAACUGCGCGCGGGGGACAUCACUGCUAUCGAACAUGAUUCCUUCGAUUUUUCCAGAGGGAUGCUGGCAAUCUGCGAGGACCCACACCAGGAGCGAUUAACACAUAUUGCGGAGAGCAAAGAUGACGAGUCCAGCGACCAAGACCGAGCAGUGCCAUUGACUGUUUACGUAGCUCUGUCUACUACACACGAAACGGAGGAGCUGGUCCCGGGUGCGUGCGUUACAAAAGCUGGUGCGACUGUAGCAGGAGUGGCCGAUGCCGUAGUUGCGGAAACUGCGUCAAUCAACUUCGUUGAAGGGAGCAGACAGGUCGCCCGACGACCGUCAGAAAAUGGCGUUAAUAUCCCAGGCACUCCGACGACGGUUUCGUCUGUAUCCUCGUCGAAGAGCGCCGUUUUGGUGUACCACCUUCGGGAUAUUUCCAAUAGAACACAGCCGAUGGUGAUUACUAAACCAGUGGGAUGUGGGGAUUUUUUAAUCGAAGAGGAAAUCAGCAGUAUACGGAUUGUGCCACCUACCUCGAGGAAGCGACCGCUUCCAGACAGUAAUAGAAAACUGGUGUUGGCAUGUGAUGACGGCCACGUCCUUGUCGUAGAGGACACUGUCUCGGAUGCGCACGCCUCGAUAAAUGAUGGUCAAGAUCGCGGUGAGGGCGACCGGAGCCUAAGUGAAAACCCGGAAAGGACGCUGCGACUAUGUCACGACUUCGGCACCGUACAUGCCAACAUCUGCAGUGACGCACUUCCGCUCGUCGCUGCAGACCGCAAACAGGCUGGUAGCUGGACGAUGGGGGCGAAACAAACGUCCGUACACGAAACACUCGGAAUUAUAUCCGGUGGCUACGAUCACGUGUUUGCAACUCACAGCUUGGUCUGGCCGAAGCUGAAAGAUCAAGAGGCAUACGGUGUUCCGGGGGAAUGCGUUGUCAAUGAAACUGCAGUAAGCGGUGAGGGUAGACCAGCCGAAGAUGGAGGUGGAAGGCAGCAAGACGAAUCCAUAGGAGAAGAUCUUACUGGCGUUCCGAGUUCAAGCGCGAACACGGUGGAUGCUGUCGCUGUUGUGGUUCUGUCCGCAAACGCGAAGAAGAAAGCUAGGAAGAAGAGAAAGAAAGCGGAACCGAGGAAUGCCCAGGAAGCUGAUGGAGGAGGCGUAUUGAGCGCCAACAAAAUAAGGGGACUAACGUUGGUGAGAAGGACCGUUGCUGACGUGCGUCGCGACCAGCCUGAAGAGGCGCAGAAAAUGGCUGUAAACCCGCCAUUUGUAACGCACUUUGAGUAUUUACAGUUGCCUGCUGCGGCAGUGGCCGCGAAUAGUCGGCGUGCAGCUGCUUCUUUGAUGGCCGCGGAGAGCCUCAGCGAUAUUCCAUGCGUCAAGUCAGCCCUUGGGUCCAGGCGGCAGGGGAGAGCGCGACUCGCGAAAGAUGGAGCGAGGGAAGAAACCGAACACCCGCAGGAAAACGAAAUUGCAUCCGGUGCUGGCGAGAACCCUGUACCUGCUGCGUACCAGCAUACGCUGAUAGCUGGGCUUGGGGAUGGUUCAAUUUUAGAGUUGGACUGUGAAAAGAUGCGAGGUGACGAAGAUUACGCGGUUUUGUCGCAGUUUGAAGCACAUGGUGCUGGGAUAGCGGCAUUAGCUGUGCACGGGUGCGAUAAGGUUGCUACUGCACACAAGAACUGCGUGAAGGUGUGGCUACGAGAGGGCGGUGAAGAGGCAGUGAUUCGGAAUGGGCUAGCAGAGGAACGCCGGUUAUCGUCGAGCGGAAGCGUAAGCCACCGAAGAAGAAGAAAGAAUUGUGUCCAGCAGGUGGUUCCGGCAUUUUCUUGGAGCCUGCUUGCGGAAGUGGAAAUUGCGGAGAGCAUCAAUGCUCUGCGCUUUUUAGAUGAAACACAUCUCAUAGUCGCAGAUACCUCCAAUGUGAUCCAGGUCUUCGAAAUUAUUCCCAGAACAUCAAGGUCAGAGGACGCACAUGACGAUUCGACUACUUCAGAUCCCCCUUGUUUCUUUGCGACUUCGCCUUGUACUUCGAAAGAAUAAUCGGGAAUCAUCAUAAGUAAUUUCACCAUCUCCACAUGGAUGAGCAUUUUCGUAUCCG